CAGUAUUAAACCUUCCAAUCGAAAAUCUCUAAAGAAUUUAACCAUGCCAAGUAUGUACAUCAAAGUUAAAGAUAUUGCCCCUAUCCAUACUGAGAGGGCAAUCCGUGUUAGGUGUGUAAGAGUGUAUGAAAUACUAGAAAGUAGAUGCUCUAAACAAAUCAAGAGUCGAGAAUGCUUGGUAUGCGACGAAGAGGGAACUUUCAUCCAUGUGAAUAUGCAAAACAAGGAUGUAGAGAAGUACAACAAUUUGUUCAAGGAAGGGAAGAUUUACUAUAUGUAUAAAACCUGUGAUCACAAGUAUAUGAUAAGACUGAACAACAAGACUCAGGUGAAGGCAAUAAAAUGCAAAGGUUUUCCUACAAACAUGUUUCAGCUAAAACCCUAUCAAUGUCUCAAAGAUCCUACUUUAGUGAAUGAGAAGCUGAUGUUUGGUAAGACAUGUGUUCAUUGUAUAAUAUUUUUCAUUAUAUUAUACUGUAACAUCUCAAUGUCAUUUCUAUUUUUACAGAUGUAAUAGGCCGACUUAUAGAAAUUCAUGACUUAUAGAAAUUCAUGCUCCUGUGGACAAGAUCAUAGGUGGAAAACCAGCAAAGCUAAUUGAUUUUAAAAUUGCUGACACUGAGUAAGUUGGCUUUACAUACAGUAUUUUUUUCAUUCAAAUGUAUUUCUGAUUUCUUAACACAUUUGAAUAUAGGGGAAAUACAUUAAAAUGUACUGUUUGGGACAAUCAUGUAGCUGCCAUGAUUCCAUACUAUAAUGCAGAUCUUAAAGAACCACUAAUUGUGGUUAUUCAGCUAUGUAGGGCUAAAGUUAUCAAUGGUGAAGUCAGGAUCACAAGCUCAUAUGAUGCUACCAAACUGUAUUUGAAUGCCUCUUAUCAGGAAGUUGAUGAUUUCAGGUCAAAGAUUAGUGUUGUUCAUAGUCCUAUGAAAAGUUUGAGUACUGCCACAGUUCUUUCCCAGUCCAUAGGUAUUUCAGAAUUCACCAGUGGUGCUGUUUCUGUGACUUCAGUAGGUGAUCUAUUGAAAAUUAAAGAGGUGAGAUUCCUAAACACUGAUUUUUUUCCGGUUGAAUACAUUAGCCAGAUUCUUUUAGUUAUUUACAAACUGGCUUAAUCUGGAACUGCAGGAUGGAGAGUUUUAUAUUCCAGCAGAGAUUGUAGGAAUUGAAAGUUCUUUUGGGUGGAUGUACAUCUCUUGCAUGUCACCAUCAUGCAACAGAAAGCUCCGGAAAGCAGGAGAGGAUUUGGUUUGUUCCACAUGUGAUAAAAAAUUCAAAGAAGGCAUUGCUAGGUAUAAGCUGAUUGUUAGGGUGAUGGAUAUAGGUUUAUCAGAUGCUCCCUUCCUUUUAUGGGAUGGGGAAUGUUCAGGCUUAGUUGGUAUACCUGCCAACCUUCUGUACAAGAAGUAUAACCAGGUUUCUGACAUUCCAACGGAAUUGGAUUCAUUAAUUGGAAUGCCAAUGAUAUUUAAGAUAUCACUGAAAAUGAGCCAAAUGAAAGGAGCCAAUCCAGCAUAUGCUGUGACUAGGAUUUUAAGGGAUGAGAUAUUAAUAUCUACCUACUGUUCCAAAAUUAAGGACAACCAAGAAAAAUAUUUAAUCUCGAUAAUGAUUGAUGAGGAUGAAGAGGAAGAAGAUGAAUCUAAUCAGGAAGCUUCAAAUGCGGAAAAUGAAGUUAACAGCCCUAACAGUGUCCAGCAGCCCCAAAUGGUAGAGAGUGAAACUGAAGAAGCUUUUGGUGUGAAGAGAUCCCUGUUGGACCAGUUUUCUUCUUCCAACAAGCUUAAGAAGGCCAAGGCUGUGACUGCUCAGGGAAAUGGUUCCUAAGUUCCUAAUAU
Messenger RNA from Ipomoea nil (Japanese morning glory), 1838 nucleotides. RefSeq lists its product as uncharacterized. NCBI's taxonomy places the organism in Eukaryota, Viridiplantae, Streptophyta, Magnoliopsida, Solanales, Convolvulaceae. The transcript is spliced from 6 exons. The record is from RefSeq and is a predicted model, not a curated record. Bases 1186 to 1827 code for a protein of 213 amino acids.